ACACUUGUGAUAAGAGAUGAGAAUGCAGCAAAAUCAAAUCCAAAGGCAUAUAUGUGGCAAAGCUUUGAUUACCCUUCUAAUACAAUGUUGGCUGGGAUGAAGAUUGGAUGGGACCUUAAAAGGAAUCUAAGUAGAAGUCUCAUAGCUUGGAAGAGUGGUGAUGAUCCAACCCCAGGUGACUUAUCAUGGGGUAUUUUGUUGCAUCCCUAUCCUGAGAUCUAUAUGAUGAAGGGGACAAAAUACUACCACAGGCUUGGACCAUGGAAUGGUUUGCGUUUCAGUGGCAGGCCAUGGCCAGAAAUGACGAAUAAUAAUAGCUUUUUCCAUUACCAGUUUGUCUCCAACAAGGAAGAGGUUUAUUACACAUGGACCCUCAAGCAGACUAGAUUAUUAUCAAAAGUGGUACUUGACCAAUUCACACAAGAACGUGUUCGUUAUAAAUGGUCAGAGACUGAUAAAUCAUGGAGGAUAUAUUCAACUAUGCCAGAAGAUGGCUGUGACCAUUAUGGCCUUUGUAAGGCCAAUGCAUUUUGCAGCAGUACUUCAUCACCAGUAUGUGAGUGUUUAAAAGGGUUCAAGCCUAAGUCUCCGAAAGAAUGGAGCUCAAUGAUCUGGACCCAAGGCUGUGUCCUGAAACAUCCGUUGAGUUGCAAGUAUGAUGGGUUUUCCCAGGUAGAUGGCUUGAAAGUGCCAGAUACUAAAAGAACAUCUGUUGAUGAGACUAUUGAUCUUGAGAAGUGCAGAAAAAAGUGCUUGAAUGAUUGUUCCUGUAUGGCAUAUACAAAUACAAAUAUAAGUGGAACAGGAAGUGGCUGUGUCAUGUGGUUUGGUGAUUUAAUUGACAUCAAACAGUAUCCAGUUCCAGAAAAUGGGCAGCGUCUAUAUAUAAGGUUGCCUCCUUCAGAAUUAGACAGUGAAGAGUCUAUUAGGCGCAAGAACUAUAAAAUAAUACUUGUAACCUCCUCUGCUGCAACUUUAGGAGUUAUGCUUGCUAUUUAUUUCGUCUACAGAAGGAAAUUUUCUGAUAGAUCGAAGACAAAAGAUAACAUUGAAAGACAGCUAGAAGAUCUGGAUGUGCCAUUGUUUGAUCUGCUAACAAUCACUAAUGCCACUAACAAUUUCUCCUUGAAUAAUAAGAUUGGACAAGGUGGUUUUGGACGAGUAUACAAGGGACAAUUAGCUGAUGGACGAGAUGUUGCUGUCAAGAGACUUUCAAGCGGUUCUGGACAAGGAAUAACUGAGUUCAUAACAGAAGUAAAACUGAUAGCAAAGCUUCAACACCGAAACCUUGUAAAGCUCCUUGGUUGUUGCUUUCGAGGACAGGAAAAAUUACUGAUAUAUGAAUACAUGGUUAAUGGCAGCCUAGACUCCUUCAUUUUUGAUCAAAUAAAAGGUAAGUUACUCGACUGGCCCCGACGCUUUCAAAUAAUAUUUGGAAUCGCUAGAGGAUUUUUGUAUCUUCAUCAAGAUUCACGAUUAAAGAUAAUUCCUAGAGAUCUCAAAGCAAGUAACGUUUUACUCGAUGAAAAGUUAAAUCCAAAAAUAUCAGAUUUUGGAAUGGCUAAAGCAUUUGGAGGAGACCAAACAGAAGGCAAUACAAACAUAGUAGUUGGGACUUAUGGAUACAUGGCUCCAGAAUAUGCUGUUGAUGGACUAUUUUCAAUCAAAUCUGAUGUUUUUAGCUUUGGUAUUUUGUUGUUGGAGAUUGUAUGUGGAAGCAAAAAUAGAGCCCUUUUCCAUAGAAACCAGACUCUUAACCUUGUUGGUUAUGCAUGGACACUUUGGAAAGAGCAUAAUGUUCUACAAUUGAUUGACUCAAGCAUAAAGGACUCGUGUGUUAUCCCAGAAGUAUUGCGAUGCAUCCAUGUAAGUCUCUUGUGCGUGCAACAAUGCCCAGAUGAUAGGCCAACCAUGACCUCAGUAAUUCAAAUGUUAGGGUGUGAGAUGGAACUAGUUGAGCCACAUGAGCCUGGUUUCUUUCCAAGGAGGAUUUCAGAAGAAGGAAAAUUAUGCACAAAUCUAAACCAAAUGACUUCAAAUGAUGAAUUAACCAUUAGCUGGUUAGAUGGUCGGAGUGUUAACAACACAUCUUACACACAUUCCUUCCAACAUUUGCUUUUGGAUAAACUUAUUUACUCCAUGAAGUUCAUUCUUUCUCUGAUGAGAAUCAUAGUUUAUAUACUGUUUCUCCCUUCUCUCGUAGUUUUCAUAGCAGCGGACACAUCAUCCACUUCACAGUUCCAAUCCCUAAGUUAUGAAGAGAAAGAGACCAUAGUUUCCCCAAAUGGAAUCUUUGAACUUGGUUUUUUCCAUCUUGGAAAUCCCAACAAAAGCUACCUCGCUAUUCGUUACAAGAGUUACCCUGAUCAAACAUUUAUUUGGGUUGCAAACGGUAGCUACCCUAUCAAUGACUCCUCAGCCAUGUUGACACUAAACAGUUCUUCUGGCAGUUUGGUCCUCACACACACCAACAAGGUUGUUUGGUCAAGUUCUCCAAAAGUGGCACAUAAUCCAGUGGCAGAGUUAUUAGACACUGGAAACCUUGUGAUAAGAGAGAAAAAUGAAGCAAAGGUAGAAGUAGAAGGGGAAGCAUAUCUAUGGCAAAGUUUUGACUACCCUUCUAAUACAAUGUUGGCUGGGAUGAAGAUUGGAUGGGACCUUAAAAGGAAUCUAAAUAGAAGUCUCAUAGCUUGGAAGAGUGGUGAUGAUCCAACCCCAGGUGACUUAUCAUGGGGUAUUUUGUUGCAUCCCUAUCCUGAGAUCUAUAUGAUGAAGGGAACAAAAAAGUAUCACAGGCUUGGACCAUGGAAUGGUGUGCGUUUCAGUGGCAUGCCAGAAAUGGUGCCUAAUCCUGUUUUUAGUUACAAGUUUGUCUCCAACGAGGAUGAGGUUUAUUACAUGUGGACUUUGCAAACUAACUUGAUAACCAAAGUGGUGCUUAACCAAACAACGGAAGAUCGUCCUCGCUAUGUGUGGUCAGAUACUGAUAAAACAUGGAACUUUUACUCAACCAUGCCAGGAGGAGAGUAUUGUGACCAUUAUGGCGUUUGUGGGGCCAAUUCAUUCUGCAGCAGCACUGCAUCACCAAUGUGUGAGUGCUUAAAAGGGUACAAGCCUAUGUCUCCUGAAAAAUGGAACUCAAUAAACUGGACACAAGGAUGUGGCCUUAAACAUCAAUUGACUUGCAUGAAUGAUGGUUUUGCCUCUGUUGAUGGUUUGAAAGUGCCGGAUACUACAAAUACGUCUGUGGAUGAAACUAUUGAUCUUGAGAAGUGCAGAAAAAAGUGCUUGAAGGAUUGUUCAUGCAUGGCAUAUACCAAUUCAAAUAUAAGUGGAGCAGGAAGUGGCUGUGUCAUGUGGUUUGGUGAUUUAUUUGACAUCAAACUGUAUCCAGCUUCAGGAAGUGGGCAGCGUCUAUAUAUAAGGUUGCAUCCAUCAGAACUAGAUUCUAUCAAGCACAAGAAGCCUACAAAAAUAUUUGUAACCUCCGGUGCUGCAGCUAUAGCAAUUAUACUUGCUAUUUAUUUUGUCUACAGAAGGAAAAUUUAUGAAAAGUCAAAGGAAGAAAAUAACUAUGAAAAUUAUAUGGAUGAUCUGGAUCUCCCAUUGCUUGAUUUUUCAGUAAUCAUUGCUGCUACGGGUAACUUUUCAGAGGGGAACAAGAUUGGAGAAGGAGGCUUUGGAUCCGUAUAUUGGGGAAAAUUAACCAGUGGAUUAGAAAUUGCUGUGAAGAGACUUUCAAAGAACUCGGAUCAAGGAAUGAGUGAGUUCGUGAAUGAAGUAAAACUGAUUGCAAAAGUUCAACACCGAAAUCUUGUAAAGCUUCUUGGAUGCUGCAUUCAAAAACAAGAAAAAAUGUUAGUUUAUGAAUACAUGACCAACGGCAGCCUUGACUAUUUCAUUUUUGAUCGCACCAAAGGGAAAUUGCUAGAUUGGCAAAAGCGUUUUCACAUAAUUUGUGGCAUUGCUCGAGGACUUAUGUAUCUUCAUCAAGAUUCUCGAUUGAGAAUUAUCCAUAGAGAUCUCAAAGCAAGCAAUAUUUUACUAGAUGAUACUUUGAAUCCCAAAAUAUCAGAUUUUGGAAUGGCUAGAACUUUUGGUGGGGAGGAUAUCGAAGGAAACACAAAUAGAAUUGUUGGAACAUAUGGAUACAUGGCACCAGAAUACGCUAUCGAAGGACAAUUUUCUGUAAAAUCAGAUGUAUUUAGCUUCGGUAUCUUACUUUUGGAGAUUAUAUGUGGGAAGAAAAAUAGAAGUUAUAGUGGAAAGCAAGUCGUGAACCUUGUUGAUCAUGUGUGGACCCUUUGGGAAAAGAACAUGACAUUACAGAUAAUUGAUCCAAAUAUGGAGGAUUCAUGUAUUGCAUCUGAAGUAUUACGUUUCAUCCAUGUUGGGCUCUUGUGCAUUCAACAAUACGCAGAGGACAGGCCCACUAUGACCUCAGUGGUUCUAAUGUUGGGGAGUGACAUGGAAUUGGAUGAGCCUAAAAAGCCCGGUUUUUCUACGAAGAAGGAAUCUAAUGAAUCAAAUUCGCACUCAUGUAGUACGACCAACUCAAUGUCCGUAACAUUAUUAACUGCUCGGUGAAAAUCAAUGGUAUAGGUGGAUAUAUUGUUUUAAAUUAUGUAUAUAAUCAAUAUAAUUGAAGUGUAGAUUGUGGUAGA
Messenger RNA from Cajanus cajan (pigeon pea), 4664 nucleotides. Lineage: Eukaryota; Viridiplantae; Streptophyta; Magnoliopsida; Fabales; Fabaceae. The record is from RefSeq and is a predicted model, not a curated record.